Molecule: messenger RNA, 2760 nt
Organism: Rubroshorea leprosula
Lineage: Eukaryota; Viridiplantae; Streptophyta; Magnoliopsida; Malvales; Dipterocarpaceae
Source: the annotation of a GenBank genome assembly
CAGUAAGUAAUAUGAAAAAAGGAAAUUAAAAUUAAAAUUGAAACGGACACCAUUUUCAGUUGCAAUUGCAAACCCUUCGUGCAGCUCUCGAUCAACACCAGAAAAUGAGUUUAAUAAAUUCAGCACCCAAACAUUCGAAACUCCUCCGCCUCCUUGAACCCAAAAAGCCUUCCUCCUUCCUUCUCCUCCGACACCUAUGCGCCGAACCCAGCUCACAACCUCCGAAACAGGACGAUGAAGCUAUUGAAGCGACAGUAACACAAGCACUUGAACUGCUGCAGCAAACCCCUCACCAUGACUGGGCUUCUUCUCAACCUCUGCACACUCUUCUUUUUCCGUCCUCGAAUCCGUCUCCCAGCGUCCUCUUUCAAAUCACCCGCCGCCUUCCCUCCCACUCUGCAGCUCUCAAUUUCGUUGACUACCUUCGAAGCAAUUCUGCAUUGCAGGAUGUGCAGGUGCUCUCUUCUGCAUUUCUGGCCGUUCUCAAUCUCGCUAAACGAGAAUCCAACUCGCCGGAAACGUUAUCUGAGCUCUAUCGGGUGUCAAAAGAGUGGAAAAUUCCGCUUAAUGUCGAUGCGGCCGUGCUUCUCGUUCGGUCCUUUGGAAUGGCUGAAAUGGUUGAUGAAUCUGCGCUUGUGUUUAAUGAACUUGAUCCGUCUCUUAAAAGCACGUAUGUUCGCAAUGUGUUCAUUGCUGUGUUACUGAAGGAUGGGCGUGUUGAUGAUGCGCUUAAGGUGCUCGAGGAAAUGCUUCAACCAGAAUCCGAGGUUCCACCGAAUGAUGGUACCAGGGAUGCUUUUUUUCACGGGUUACGGAUGAAGAAGCGCAAUGGGAGGUGGUUAAGUAUUGAGGAGAUUGUUCAGUUGGUGGUGAGAUUUGGUGAACACUCUGUUUUUCUAAACUCCAUUAUGCUCAAUAAGCUGAUAGUACAACUGUGUAGGAGCCAUCAAAUUGAUCAAGCUUGGGACUUUUUACGUGAAUUGAUGAAGCUUGGUGCUCCUAUUGAAGUCUCUUGUUUCAAUGCGAUUUUGUCUGAGUUAGGGAGGAAGCGUGAUGUUAAUAGAAUGAAUUCACUUUUGAGGGAGAUGAAGGACCGUGAUAUCCAGCCCAAUAUUAUUACUUUUGGAAUUCUUAUAAACAGUCUAUGCAAGUUGCGGAAGGUUGAUGCGGCAUUGGAGGUGUUCAAAAAGAUGAGUGAAGGAAAUGAUGGUAUUUCCAUUGAACCUGAUGUCAUCACGUACAAUGCCUUGAUUGAUGGGCUUUGUAAAGUAGGGAGACAAGAAGAAGGAUUGGCUAUGAUGAAACAGAUGAGGUCAGUAAAUGGCUGUGCGCCUAAUACUGUUACCUAUAAUUGCUUGAUUGAUGGGUUCUGCAAAGGUGGAGAGAUUGAUAUGGCUCGUGAGUUGUUUGAUCAGAUGAAGAAUGAGGGGGUUAUGCCGAAUGUGAUCACUAUUAAUACAUUGAUUGAUGGCAUGUGUCAUCAUGGGAUGAUCAAUAGCGCCUUUAUGUUCUUCAAUGAGAUGCAAGGGACAGGACUAAGAGCCAAUGUUGUUACUUAUACAACUUUAAUCACUGCUUUCUGUAAUGUCAACAAUAUUGAUAAGGCAGUAGAGCUGUUUGAUCAGAUGUUAAAGAGUGGACGCUCUGCAGAUGCAAUUGUCUACUAUACUUUGAUCUCUGGUUUGACUCAAGCUGGAAGGAUGAAUGAUGCCAGCAAUUUUUUUUCAAAAUUGAAAGAAGCUGGUUUCCGCCCUGACAUUGCAUGCUACAAUACUCUCAUUGGUGGCUUCUGCAGGACAAACAAGAUGGAUAAAGCUUAUGAGAUCCUCAAGGAAAUAGAAGACGUUGGAAUGAGGCCUGAUGCUGUCACAUAUAACACUCUGAUUACUUAUUUCAGCAGAUUAGGGAAUUUUUCAGUUGCCCUUAGUGUGAUGAAGAAAAUGAGGCAGCAAGGUCUUGUGCCUACCAUUGCUACAUAUGGAGCUCUGAUGCAUGCAUGCUGCUUAGCUGGAGAAAUUGAUGAAGCACUGAAGAUAUUCAGAAACAUCUCCAAAUCAAAGCUUUUUCCGAACACAAUAAUAUACAAUAUUCUUAUAGAAGCACUCUGCAAGAACAAUAAAGUUGAAGUUGCGUUAUCUCUGAUGAAUGAUAUGAAAGUGAAGGGGGUGAAGCCUAAUACUACCACAUACAAUGCUAUGUUCAAAGGUCUUAAGGAGAAACACAGUUUGGAGGAUGCGUUUAAAUUGAUGGACGGAAUGAUCAUUGAUGCUUGCAAUCCUGAUUAUAUUACUAUGGAGAUUCUCACAGAAUGGCUAUCUGCUGUUGGUGAAAUAGAUAAGUUGAAAACCUUUUUGAAAGGAUUUGAGGUUUCUCCUUCUGAUGCUGCAUUAGAAACACUGCAGGCGUAAAAAAGUAGUGCUUCCAAUUCUAAAAAUUCAAAUCUGCCACUCUUAUGAAUUCUUAGGUCUUGAAGAUCCAGAAUACCUGUUCAAGUUUCCCCUCAUAUUGCAUCAUUUUCUCAGCCUGCAAUUUUUGGGUUUUCUCUCCAUUGAAGGCCCUUCAUCGUGGCAGUGGUCUUGUACAUCCCAGCUUCCGCAAUUUCCUAUAAUUCUUCAUCGCAGAUUCCAUAAUCUCAUUCUGAAGCAACAAAAAUCAAAGGUAUGCAUACCUAUAUAGUAUUUGUGAAGCCAAUUCUUAAUUCUGGCAUAACGAAGAGUUUUGUCCCAUGGAUUCAUUCAGGAAUAACAGAGAACUAUUUAU